Papilio xuthus (Asian swallowtail) is the source of this 1074-nucleotide messenger RNA. RefSeq names its product dnaJ homolog subfamily B member 13. The coding region runs from base 47 to 1057 and encodes 336 amino acids. Gene Ontology annotation, molecular function: protein-folding chaperone binding. The transcript has a single exon. NCBI's taxonomy places the organism in Eukaryota, Metazoa, Arthropoda, Insecta, Lepidoptera, Papilionidae. Gene Ontology annotation, cellular component: cytosol. The record is from RefSeq and is a predicted model, not a curated record.
CAUUUGAUUAUUUUAGUGUAUUUUUAUUGAGAAAUAAUAAUUUGAAAUGGGUUUUGAUUACUACGGUAUAUUGGGCGUUAAGCGUUCUUGCAAGCAACACGAAAUAAAAGCCGCGUAUCGACGUUUAGCACUCAAAUACAACCCGGAAAGAUAUUGCGAUGACGAGAAUAUGAAGAAAAUAUUCGCACUAAUAGCCGAAGCUUAUGAUGUCCUAGUAAACCAUAAAAGAAGAGCCAUUUACGAUCAAUACGGCGAAGAAGGUUUGAAGAAAGGAGUCCCCGGUCCAACCGAUUUCAUCCAACCUUAUUCAUACCACGGCGACCCUUUAAGGACCUUCCAUGAAUUUUUCGGUACAUCCAACCCGUACGCAGAUCUUUUAGAUUACUACGAGAAACCACUACCAAUAUUUGAAUCGCCUCUUGGUAGGGGUUACAAGGAAAAGGAUCCGACAAUAAUCCGACCUCUUUCUUUAUCGCUUGAAGAGAUUUAUAAAGGUGGUUUAAAAAAGAUGAAAAUUCAACGCUUAGUGUUUACAAAUGAAACAUGUUCUGAACUUAAAUUAAAAGAAAAAGUCCUCUCCAUACCUAUUAAACCAGGUAUGUAUCCUCACACUGAGAUUAAAUUCAAAGAAGAAGGUGAUCAAGGUCCUACGAGAAUCCCAGCUGAUGUAAUAUUCCUAACAGAAGACCGUCCACAUGAAACAUACAUUCGUUCUGGAUUAAGCGAUUUAUUAACUGUUCGUACUAUAUCAUUAAAGGAAGCUUUAUGUGGUAUUACAUUCACAUUAAUGACAUUAGAUUCAAGAGUUUUGCGCGUCAAAAUAACGGACGUUAUAACACCGACAUUUGAAAAAGUAAUAGAAGAUGAAGGUCUACCGUUACCAGCUUGCCCGACUAGAGCUAGAGGUAAUUUGAUAAUACGUUUUCAAAUUACGUUCCCAGAUUAUUUAUCGAAGAGAAGUAAAAAGGCAUUUGAAGAAGCUUUUAAAAUAAAAGAUGAAGACGAUGAGAAAUUUGAGAAAAUGGAAUGUGGUGCCUUUAAUGCUAGUAUGGCAUAAAUUUAAAAUUUAUUUGA